GACAACUGGAUCUGUGGGGCCACAUCCUGACAGGGUGACGAAGGGCUAGAUGCAAAGAGUUUCUUGUUUUCUUGUUUCUUGUGAAAGAUAGAAUAUAUUUACUGGAAUAUAACCCUCCCUCAUUAUGCCAUUUAUGGGAAACAAAAUUCAGUGUUUAUAAAGCAGUUAAUUUAUAACAGACAAAACCAGAUUAUCACUCUUUGGAAGGGCAAAUAUUUGUUCAAAAUCUUCUACAUGGGACAGACAACUUCUUCUCAUUUUUAAACACAGCUGAUUGAGAAAAGUAACAGAGGAGCUACCUAAUAGAGAAAAAAAAGAGCUCAUUACUGGAUGUCAACAUGAAAAACGGAAUUUACCUACUCCUCUUAAGUGAAAUAUGUGUUGAAUUCAUCAAGGCUGGCAUCAAACCUAACAUUUCAAAGGAGGAAAAAGACAAUAAUUUCUUCGAAAGAAGUAAAAAUGUCAGUAUUUCCGAAGAGUGGUAUCCUCACAAAAAUAUCUCUAAGCCAUCUGAAGACCAAGGUCUUGAAGACUUCUCUCUUUACAACCUCACUGAAAAGACUGCAAAUUUUGGAUUUAACCUCUACAGAAAAAUUGCAAUGACACACGAUAACAAUGUGAUCAUCUCUCCCCUUUCUGUAUCAGCUCUCAUGACUGUUUAUAUGCUGGCAGCCAAAGGGGAAACAUACAGACAAAUAGUAAAAGGUCUAAACCUCCAUGCUUUGAAGGACAGCAUGGAUCGCCAACAUUUACCGGCUUUGUUUAAACAACUGACGGAUAAACUCACAAUGAAUCAAGAACUUCUCCUCAUGCAAGGUACUCUUUCUUUUAUCCAAAAGGACUUCAGACUCAAGGAGUCUUUCCUGAAUUUAUCUAAGCAGUACUUUGAUAUGGAAUUCCUGAGAGUGGACUUUGAAAACUUUACUCAGGCAAAACUUCUCAUAAAUCAAAACAUUUACAAGAGGACCAAAGGAAAAAUCCCAGAUCUGUUUGAAGAGCUUGACCGCCAUAAUAAAUUGCUACUUGUGGACUACAUUGUCUUUAAAGGCAAGUGGGUCUAUCCAUUUAAUUCCAAAUUCACAGAAAUGGAGACUUUCCACAUAAAUAAAUACAGAAGUGUAAAGGUACCCAUGAUGUUCAAGUCAGAUAAAAUUAAUUCAACUUUUGAUGAGAACUUAAAAUGCACUGUGAUAAAGAUACCUUACAGAGGGAAUGCCCACAUGCUGAUUGUUAUCCCAGAAAAAGAGGGAGACUACAUUUCACUUGAAGACCAUUUGUCUACAGAGGUUGUGGAAUCCUGGCUUGGAAACAUGAAAAUCAGAACACUGGAUAUUUCAGUUCCAAAGUUCAAACUCCAGCAAAAAUACAAGAUGAAAAAACUGCUUCAUGCUCUUGGAAUUAAAAAUCUCUUUACACGUACAGCAGAUCUUAGUCAUCUCACAGAUCAAGAAUAUGCAGCAGUUUCACAGGUUGUCCAAAAGGCAGUAAUUGAAGUGGAUGAAGAAGGAACUGAGGCCGCAGCAGCCAGUGGGUCAGAAAUAAUUGCGUUCACGGUGCCUCCUGUCAUCAAAGUGGACCGACCAUUCCUUUUUAUGAUUUUUGAAGAAACUUUUAAAACAUUACUGUUCAUUGGCAGGGUGGUUGAUCCAACAAAAAUGUGAAUAAAGGUAACAGUGUCUAUUCUUUGGUACGUAAGAGGCAUUAAUUUAUCUUAUUAAUUUCUAUUAGAAUAAAAAGACACUGAAAUAUGAAA
Molecule: messenger RNA, 1753 nt
Organism: Chiroxiphia lanceolata (lance-tailed manakin)
Lineage: Eukaryota; Metazoa; Chordata; Aves; Passeriformes; Pipridae
Gene: SERPINA10
Product: serpin family A member 10
Exons: 5
Coding region: 339-1661 (440 amino acids)
Biological process (GO): blood coagulation; negative regulation of endopeptidase activity
Molecular function (GO): serine-type endopeptidase inhibitor activity
Source: RefSeq, a predicted model, not a curated record